CUACGCAAAGCUUCUUCUUGAGCUUUUGUCUUUGGUCAUCAAUGGAAGCUUCUCUACCCGAAGAAGUGUUUCAGCCGCUGCUACAAGCUUCGGAUUUAUCAUACUCUCUAGAAGAUUGUUUGAAGUUUCUUCUAGAGUCUUCCAAGACUGAUUCAGGCCGCUCCGAUCUCGCUUCCAAGGCUAUCCUUCCGUCGAUCCUCCGUCUUCUUCAGCUUCUUCCUUACCCAUCUUCCCGCCAUUAUCUAAAUCUCUCUCUGAAAGUCCUCCGAAACCUAUGCGCCGGCGAGGUUUCGAAUCAGAACUCUUUCGUCGAUCACGACGGUUCUGUUAUCGUCUCCGAGUUGCUUGAUUCCGCCAUUGCAGAGAAAAUCACGGAUUUCGAGACUGUUAGGUUCGGAUUGCAGGUUCUAGCGAACGUUGUAUUGUUCGGAGAGAAACGUCAGAGAGAUGUGUGGCUCCGCUUUUUCCCGGAGAGGUUCUUAUCAAUCGCUAAGAUUAGGAGGCGUGAAACCUGUGAUCCUCUGUGUAUGAUUUUGUAUACUUGCUUUGAUGGAAGCUCAGAGAUUGCUUCAGAGCUUUGCAGCAGCGAAGGGCUCACCAUCAUCGCUGAAACUCUACGGACUUCAUCUUCCGUUGGGUCUGUGGAGGAUUAUUGGCUCAAAUUACUGGUUUCGAGAAUCUGUGUUGAAGACGAUUGCUUCCCCAAGCUCUUCUCCAAGUUAUACAAAGUUGAAACGGUACUAAAUGCUGAAAAUGAGAAAUUUACAUCAGAGCAAGCCUUUCUUCUGAGGAUGGUGUCUGAUAUUGCAAAUGAGCGGAUAAGAAAAGUGUCAAUCCCCAAGGAUACAACUUGUUCGAUUCUCGGAUUAUUUAAGCAAUCAGUUGACGUUUUCGAUUUUGUUGCGGGUGAAAGAUCCGAGCUUCCAACGGGUUCAACUAUAGUAGACGUGAUGGGCUACUCUCUGGUGAUAAUAAGGGAUGCUUGCGCUGGAGGAAGCCUUGAAGAACUCAACAAGGACAACAAGGAUUCAGGUGAUACUGUUGAGUUGCUCUUGUCCUCUGGACUAAUAGAGCUCCUCCUUGAUCUGCUUCGCAAACUUGAUCCUCCAACAACUAUAAAGAAGGCUCUAAACCAGAGUCCUACUUCUUCUUCUUCUUCUUCUUCAUUUAAGCCCUGCCCUUACAGAGGAUUCAGGAGAGAUAUUGUGUCGGUGAUUGGGAACUGCGCAUACAGAAGAAAAAAGGUACAAGAUGAGAUCAGGGAGAGAGAUGGGCUCGUCCUAAUGUUGCAGCAGUGUGUGACUGAUGAUGAGAACCCGUUCUUGAGAGAAUGGGGCUUGUGGUGUGUGAGAAAUUUGCUGGAAGGGAACCCAGAAAACCAGGAGGUGGUGGCUGAGUUGGAGAUUAAAGGCUCUGUGGAUGUGCCUCAACUCCGUGAAAUUGGUCUCAGAGUUGAAAUUGAUCCUAAAACAGCCAGGCCAAAGCUUGUCAACGACACCUGAAGCUUCUUUGCCAUGGCUGAUGCAAUCUAUAUAUGUGUUGUUUCCUUAUACAUGAUUUCUUAUUCU
Messenger RNA from Arabidopsis arenosa, 1568 nucleotides. The record is from the annotation of a GenBank genome assembly. Lineage: Eukaryota; Viridiplantae; Streptophyta; Magnoliopsida; Brassicales; Brassicaceae.